GUACGGGACCUCACAGCGGAACCGGGCGACUUCAUUCCCUAAAGUUAUUGAUUGAGAUUUCAUAAUCAGAGAUUUGCUAAUUGUACUGAAAAGAAGUUUAGUUUGGUGCGCCUUUGUGGAAGAACUAUGCUGUGGAUGAAGAAAGCUUUUUGUUUUUCCACUUUUAUUUUCUCAAACUAAACAUGAUAAAUCAUUUAACCUUUUCUCCUGCGCAGAAACUACUUUUGCUCACCUAAAUGCAUGUGUAGCUGUGCGCAAAAGCUGUGCGUAAUAUCCAAACCCUCCUCGGUUUGAACGAGUGAACCUCUCCAUUCACACUCACACGAGGACCCGCAUCAGAGCGCGCCAUGGACGUACUGCGGACCCGGUGGUUGGGCAUCUCGGUGGCCGUGGCACAUGGCGUGUUCUCGGGCUCACUCAACAUCCUCCUGAAGUUUCUCAUCACUAACUACCACUUCGGCUUUCUGACGCUCAUCCAGUGCCUCACGAGCAGCACCGCAGCGUUUACGCUCGCGGUGCUCCGGAGAACGGGGAAAAUCUCCGUUCCGCCGUUCACCUUCCAACUCUGCAAGGAUUUUGCUCCAGUGUGCAUCCUGUCCACUCUCCAGUCCACCCUGACACUGUGGUCCCUGCGCGGGCUCAGUCUGCCCAUGUAUGUGGUGUUCAAACGUUGUCUGCCUCUCUUCACGCUCAGCAUAGGGGUCUGCGUGCUCCGAAAUGGAAUCCCGUCCAUAGGGGUGGUGGUGGCUGUGCUCAUCACCACCGGGGGAGCUGCUCUGGCGGGUGCUGGAGAUCUGACCGGGGACCCGUUUGGUUAUGUCACUGGGGUGUUGGCUGUGAUCAUCCACGCCUCGUACCUGGUCCUGAUCCAGAAGACCAGUAUAGAGAGUGAGUUUGGACCCCUGACCGCGCAGUACGCCAUCGCCUGCACUGCGUCGCCGGUGCUGUUCGUCUGUGCCAUCAUCUCUCUGGACGCGGUUCACAUGUGGAGCUACGAGGGCUGGAAGGACCCCCACGUCACCUGCAUCUUCAUUCUCUGCAUCUUCAUCGGCUGCGCUAUGAACUUCACCACUCUGCACUGCACCUACAUCAACUCCGCCGUCACCACCAGCUUCGUGGGCGUGGUCAAGAGCAUCGCCACCAUCACCGUGGGCAUGCUAGCUUUCAACGACGUGGCGCCAACCGGACUUUUCAUCGGAGGUGUGGUAGUCAACACGGUGGGCUCCAUAACUUAUUGUGUCGUGAAAUAUUUCGAGACUAAGAAAAAAAGCGCUUACGAGGAUUUGGAAGGCGAAGGCAAAGAUGGUGGACUUCCCGGAGAGCCGUAUAGCGAGAAGCCCCAGCUAAACGGCGACGCUACCGGAGCUAAUACAGAAGCGGAAGGGGAAGUGGCGAUUAACGACUUAGCUAACGGCCAAGUGUUGACUGCUGAUGCGGAAGGAGGCGGUUUGAAUACCAGCAUUAUGACGGAUACGGAAAUGCUAGAAAUGCAAAGAGAACAUCUGCAUAGAGAAAGCGCUCCCCCUAGUGGUCAAUCGGCGAGCGAUAGCUACUUGGGAGUUUGGAGAUCCAUAAAGAAUUUGCAGUUUAUGAAAAAGGACACGCUCAUUGACAACAUGGAACAGCAAAGUCCAUAAGUCAAGCAGGGGAACUGACGCAAAUAUUUGUUUGUACUGCUUAGCAUGUACUGGCUAAGAUACAUGCGAUAACUGGAAAAAAACUUGAAACGGACUUCUAGAACUAGCAACAUGGACCCCUUGAAAACAGUGAAGAAAUUAUGCUUGUUUUAUCUUAUUAAAUUUCACUGUAUUCAACUCCGAAUGUUGCCAAGAAAGAUUGCAAAAUGGCAGCAUGGAUAGACUAACUAAACGUGCCGAUACUAUAGGAAAAUUGUGGCUAAGACUAGAAGCGAUGCACUGGUUAUGGAGAUUUCUGUUCCCAAGACAAAAAAAAAAGAGACAGAAAUCCAUUUUAAGGUGAACCGUGACUGUGGCUGUGGUUCAAAUGUGUUCUGUGUUGAUAUUGGAGGAUGUCUUGAAGAAAGGCCCUUGGUAAUGAGGACAGACAGGCUUACAGUGGCAUUAGGGUUAUUUCUUGGCACUGGCUGCUUGUACCUUUCAAACAGAGAAAAACAAUUUGCCCAGAAGAAUUCCUAAGUGCUGCCAAGGAAAAUAUACAAUCCCCUCUAAAAUGUCAACUUAAAAAAUUAAACAGACAUAGAUGAUGGCUGCUUCAAGAGAUCAGAGUUUACAUCCAGGAUAGGGUGACCAGAUUUUCAAAAUUAAAAAAAAAACAUGGGUUGGGAUGGUUGGUGUGAAUAAAAUUGUGAAAAACCACGUAACAUUGUCCAUUCUUGACUCACUUGUGGGUCACUAUAGAAUAGAAUGACUCCUGUUGGUGCAACUGAGUGCGUUUUUGCCUUAUGAUCAUGUACGGGUUUCUGUAUCUUAGUUAAACUUUACUUUAUUGUUGGCGGGUAUCACAUUGGUCAAAACUGGGAUAUUUCUUGUAUAAAACUGGGACAAAUCACUAGUUUUAGAUACAUCUGGGACUGACCAGGGUAAAAAAUGAUGUCUGGUCACCCUAAUCCAGAAGGACAGAUCAAUUUUGGGAAAAUAUAUAGAUGUAUGCGUGUGUGAUUUUUUAUUUUAUUUUUUUCUUUUGAAGAUUUUUUGGUAUCCUUAGCUUUUCAGAAUAGAUCUGAACUACAAAGUUUGCUGGUUUUAUAUACAAAAAUACUUCAUGUUGUUUACUGAGGACAUUAUUUUACCCAACUCAAUUGAACCUUUCAAAAAUUGCCUUUCGAUUUGAUUGUAAUUUCUAUUGCAGCACUAACAACCAUCUUAAUGACAGCUCCAGAUUCAAAAUGCCUGUAGUUAAAUCAAACAUAUAGACUGUAAGAUAGCCACAUUUUCUUUGUGCAAUACAUUUUAUCGUAUUUCUUUUGUUUUAUGUUUUGUCUGAUUACAUGAAUGUCAGUGGGGCGUGCCUUGUUCAUAUUAUAUACAUGGCUUUCUAUAUUGUUGCUGAGUUGGGUUAGGGUUGGGAAAAAGUGUAACUGUGAUGUGUUCACAGUGCACAAUUUAAACAUAUCAAAGAGCAUUAAAGGGGUUGUACCGGAUUUUUACAGAAUUAAUUCAUUUUAAGGAGUUUACAGUGGUCCAGUUAUUCUUUGCUUACAUUAUGCAUCCUAAUUAUUCACAGCGAUGAGGUUAAAAUAACUUUUUACAUCUUAACGAGACCAGAGUGGAGUUUUGCUGUCAUUUUUAAGCUAAAAACUAUCAUGCUACCACGCACCUCCUGAUGCAUGCUUUAUAAUUAUAUGCGGACAAAACACGGUAGACCUAUUUUGACCUCAAGAGUUUGUAAUCAUAAAAAAAGACAUGAUAUUUUGUUGUUAACACACAUUACUUAGAUAAUUUCAGUCUUUACCAAUUAGGCCCAUGCUAAUUUUAAUUCCCAUUUCAAUUAGAUUGCAGUGUCUGCAGUUUCAGCUCAGUUAUAUGUUAAACUUAGAGCUGAUUAUUCAGUGGAAAAUCCCUAUUGCCACUAUAUUAUGGAAGGACAGAAAAGCUGCUCUAGCUCUACUUUCUAAUGUUAAUCAUCACAGCCAAUAGAGAACACACUGUGGACCUGUUUUUGUGUAACUUGAAAAAUACCUUGUGUGUGGAGAGUCUGUUUGUUGGAGAUAAGCCUUGUGCAGUACCUGUGCAGUACCUUUGCAGUACUUCAGGAGUGGGCAUACAUUAAAAUGUUUAUAAGUGUUGUGUGAAAACUCUUCAGGGAGAACUCAAUGUGUGUUUUGUUGUUUCAAAUCAGGGAAUUAUUGUUUCUGAGCCGCUACUACUGUAAGCAAUUCCAAGGGUGUUUUUCAUCAUAAAUACAGAAUUUGCCAUUAUCUGUAUAAUCUUUCAAGUCAGAGGGCCCCGACUGGUGAGUCAGGACACUAAAAUGAAGAAUUGAAAAAUAACGGUAGAUGGUUUGCAUCACUUAUUUCAGCUAAGAGUAUCACCUCUGAUCUGACAAGAUCCAUCUGCAAAAACAAAUCAUAUGUGAGCUCACUUCUCUUUCUCUCAUGUAUAGGACUUAAUACUAAAACUACUCUUAUGAAUAAUGAUGAAACAUAAAUAUUUUAUAAGAUAAAAUUUUCUGAAAACAUCUGAAAUCUUAGAAUGGACUACAUCUUACUCAGAACCAGUAUGAAAAGGUAAUAAUAAAUUACUAUUCUGUUUUGAAAAACUAGUGUUUCAAUUAAUUGUGCCGUCUAAAUUAGUACCAAUUAUUUUCCUCAGUACCAAAAUUAAGUUACAAAUCUUAGGUUUUAUAACUGUAAAACACACCAUAAGAAAUGCUUGAGAAUGUAUAGGCACUUACAUUAUGUUGAAAAUUAAAGUUAAUUACAAACAUCCAAUACUGAGUCCAUAAUACUGCAUAAGACAGUUCUGAUGUUCUGUGAUGUUUGAUGGAAAUGUAUGCAAAACCUGCCAUAUCACAAGCAGCAUGUUUUGACCUUUAGAAGCAUUAAGAAAGAUCUGCUUCCAAAAAUAUUUAAUCAGACAAGAAAUAAUCCUCUCUCUGCAUGUUCCUGACUGUGGGCGAGAAUCAUGCAAACAGCUCCUUUCCCAGAUGCUAAAAAACUAAGUAGUUUAAGUCAUUUGACUUGCAAAAUGUGACAUUUCAACUUGAAUUUUAGAAGUUGAAGCAUUUUCAAAAAAACUGAAAAACUGAAAGAUACACUUCCCUCUAAAUAUAUUGAACUUCUUUGUAUGAAACAACGUAUACACAAUGCACUAUGUAAGUUCUCUGGUGUGGGGUAAGCAAUGUGCUUGUCUCUGUGGAGAUGUAUUUAUUUGCCUGUAAUGUUCCACAGUUUUGCAUUAAACAUGUCUAUGUUUAUCUUGAAAAACAUUUCUUAUUGUGAG
This is a messenger RNA of Boleophthalmus pectinirostris (great blue-spotted mudskipper), 4922 nucleotides long. RefSeq names its product solute carrier family 35 member D3 (gene slc35d3). Gene Ontology annotation, molecular function: antiporter activity. NCBI's taxonomy places the organism in Eukaryota, Metazoa, Chordata, Actinopteri, Gobiiformes, Gobiidae. The record is from RefSeq and is a predicted model, not a curated record. Bases 348 to 1637 code for a protein of 429 amino acids. Gene Ontology annotation, cellular component: Golgi apparatus. The transcript is spliced from 4 exons.